AUGCGGCCGAACAGGCUUCCAGUCAAGAGGAAGCAUGCCACCAUGGCAUGUGUCUCUUGUCGGGAAAGCAAAGUCAAGUGUGAUGGGUUGGAGCCUGCGUGUUCCACCUGCGUGAACAGAAAUCGGGAAUGCCGUUACCAUGCGAUUGACAAGCGGAAGCUACCACUACGUGUUGCCAUCGAUUUUUUGACUAUGAGAGUGGACCAGCUAUGUCUUUUUAUAACUGAAAAUGGACUACAGCCUCCGCAACUGCCACCAGAGGAAGACCAGGCGUUGAAGAACAUAUUGGAAAGCCUUGGGCUGAAUAACGAGACAAAGUCCACGCCACCGCUCCCGAACGAACCCGAGGCUAAGAAGAAUUGCGAGGUCUUGUCUGUGGAUUCUAAUGGGUGUUUACCAGACUUGCCGCAGAAUUUCGUUGCAGCCACAACUUCUGGGUCAGUAGAUUCAGGCACUGAUACAUUUGCCGAAAGAAACCUAGAGGCAGAUAUUCGCGCCGUAUCCAGCUCCCCGCAAUCCUCUCAGAAUAUGCCUUUCGACUUUUCAUUUAUUGAGACAUCACAAAACAACGGCGAAGGCAGCCCAAGCAGCUUUCUCGGCUCUUGGGACACGGAUCUUAGAUCUUUGAUAUGCGUCAACCCUACAGCAGCUGGUAUGCAAAACCUCUUUGGCUUGUCACAUGGUCCAACUGGUGUUGAACCGGAAGGGUUUGUCAACUUCCUCGACCCAAUAGCGCACGAUGACGAUGAGACGCUCGUGGAGGAACCGGAAACCGCAGAGGAUAUUGAAAGCCUUAUUGACGAGAUUUCCGACCGAGUGGGCACUCUCAGGAUCGGGCCUGGGGGCAAGACGCGUUUCUGUGGCCCAACAUCGACAUUCAAUCUGGCUGGCGUGUUGGAAUCGGAAGAGCCAGCAUCACGAUCCAGCAACGAACUUGGUACGUUGGAGGAACAUGAUCGCUCAUGGUCCGAUCCAGAAAUACCGUCGGAUUUGGAGGAGCAUCUCAUCAAUCUCUAUUUUUGCUGGCAAGAUCCAUUUUGUCAUGUGGUCGAUCGCGAAAUUUAUACGGAAGCCAAAAAGAAAUGGUGGCAAAUGGAGGACACGCCGUUCUACUCGGAAACCCUACGAUAUGCGAUGUGUGCCAUUGGCAGCGCGUUUGAGUCUCGUUUUCAUCCGGCUCUCAUCACAUUUCCAAAGUCUCUGAUAGACUUCCUCGGAGCUCGAGUGAAAUCGCUACUGGAGCUCGAACUUGAUAAUCCUUGCGUGGCAACCGUCCAAGCAUUGGUAAUUAUGAGUCAUCAUGAGAUUGGAAAUGGAAAAGAUACUAGGGGCUGGCUAUUCAGUGGAAUGGCAAUGCGACUCUCCUUUGACCUUGCUCUGCAUCUCGACAUGUCUGAGUAUGUCUCUACAGGGGACAUCACCUCUGCCGGCGCAGAACUUCGUCGAACGGUGUUUUGGGCUGCAUAUACUGUGGAUCAUCAAUUGGGCUUUCAUCUCGGCAGGCCCUCUCGUACCAGCAUGGAGGAUGUGACCGUUCGGAAGCCCCAAGCCCAAGCGGGUCAACCUGGGCAGCACCGGUGGGCGCCAUAUGAAACGCAAGGUUCAUACAAUUCGACGGCUGGCUUGCUAGACUGUACCGAAGCAGUGAGUCAGCAGAUGGUUUCCCUUUGUGAGCUUAUGGCACCAUGUGGGUAUAUAUUAUAUGGCACGUCGAGAAUCUCGAAGCCAGUGCUGCAAGAUCUAAACGCAAAUAUUGUCGCCGAACUACGCAGGUGGAAAUCCAACCUCCCGCCAUUCCUACAGAUCAAUCUUCACGACUACACUUCGCCAUACCUACCGCAUGUAUUGCUACUGCACAUGCAAUACCAUCAGAACAUCAUAUACGCUCAUCGACCAUGGAUGUCCAAAAAGGGCUUACAACCAGACCCGCCCAAAGGACCGGGUUAUCUCCAUGCUCGUGAGAUGUGCAUAAGCUCCGCCAUUGCCAUUUCGAAGAUACUAGUUCUCUAUGAAACACGAUAUACACUGCGCCGCAUCAACGUGAAGGCAGUCUCGAUAACUUCCUCUGCCAUCCUCUUACUUCUUUUCGCCUCCGUGACCAAGUAUCCAGCCCAUUCACAAAGCGACAUCACACGUUCCUUGAGCAGCUGCUUCCGAGCACUGGAUGAGUUUUCGCGCUCCUGGAAGAGUGCUGGGCGCGCCAAAGACCUCCUUGUCAACUUACAGCGACAAUGGGAGCUUCGAGCGAGGUUCAGGAAUGAUAUCAGGGAUCCUAAAAGGGGAAGUUGUUUGCCUCGAAAGCGUUCUCGGGACUCGAAUAAACUCUAUCGAGUGACGCCCACAGAACGAGAAUCGUUCACUCGUCGCAGAUGCGAGCCAGAAAUGGAUUUUCACUCAGAAGCAGAGUCCAGGUGGAUGCCGAUGGAUGAUGCGCGAUUGGUGAUUGAUAAUUGCAGCAAAGGACCCAUCGAUAUUGUGCCCGGCGCUGGCUUUGAUGCACCUCAAAUGUCUUGA
Molecule: messenger RNA, 2514 nt
Organism: Penicillium pulvis
Lineage: Eukaryota; Fungi; Ascomycota; Eurotiomycetes; Eurotiales; Aspergillaceae
Exons: 8
Coding region: 1-2514 (837 amino acids)
Biological process (GO): regulation of DNA-templated transcription; DNA-templated transcription
Molecular function (GO): DNA binding; zinc ion binding; DNA-binding transcription factor activity, RNA polymerase II-specific
Source: RefSeq, a predicted model, not a curated record